AUAUUCCAGGAAGUUAUAAAUUUUUCAUGGACCAUUUGACCAAACUGGGUCAACAACAAACUAAGACACAAAUAAAAAAAACAAACCAGCUUUAUCUAUUGUUAGUUUUUUUUGUUUUCAAGUGUUUUCUUAAAUCACAAACUACAAACCCUAUAUUUAUCUUCUGCCACAAGUCAACAUCGAACUCUCUGAUCAUUUUUUAAUUCAUCUUCUUAUUUUACUUGAUCCUUUCUCUUUACACGAUAAUGGCGAGAGAUAAAGAAGAACAAAACAAUGAGAACCCUUCGUCAUUUAUCAAGAAUAUUUCAUUUCCAUUCAACACCAUUUUCUUGAUCUCAACCGCAAUCUUCCUCGUCACAGCCGCUUUCUGGUUCGUAACCGUCAUAACAUUACAUUACAGGACCGAUGAAUGUAACCGGUUCGUCACAACUCCCGGAAUCUUCAUAAGCUUCUCAUUGCUCGCUAUGUCCCUCACUGGAUUCUACGCAGCUUACCUCAAAUCCGAUUGUCUCUUCCGAAUCCACUUCUUUAUCUUCUUCUUGUGGAUGUUCGUUGUCGUGUCUAAAGCCAUCUUUGUCAUCUUUCUACAAAAGGAGACCAAUCCUAGGUUGUUUCCUGGGACCAAGAUUCAGGAGUUUAGGUACGAGGAUUACUCAGGAUGGGUUAGUAGAUUGGUCAUCAAAGACGAUGAAUGGUAUCGUACAAGGAGAUGUCUUUUUAAGGACAAUAUUUGUAACAGGUUAAACCAUAAGAUGCCAGCUUCUGAGUUUUAUCAGAUGAAUCUAACUCCUAUACAGUCGGGUUGCUGCAAACCACCACUUUCAUGUGGAUUGAAUUACGAGAAACCAAAUAUGUGGACAGUUUCAAGAUAUUAUAACAAUUUAGAAGUUGAUUGCAAGAGAUGGAACAAUUCUGCAGAUACAUUAUGCUUCGAUUGUGAUGCGUGUAAAGCUGUGAUUAUUGCUGAUUUACAUAAUAAUUCAUUUUCCAUAACAAUUAACAUUAUUCAUAUCAUCUUUAGUCUUUCCAUCGGCAUGACCGGUUGGUUUGCCUGGUUAAGGAUCCUUCGAGAAAGUCAGAAAUAG
This is a messenger RNA of Arabidopsis lyrata subsp. lyrata, 1085 nucleotides long. Its product is annotated as tetraspanin-13. The record is from RefSeq and is a predicted model, not a curated record. Gene Ontology annotation, biological process: auxin-activated signaling pathway. NCBI's taxonomy places the organism in Eukaryota, Viridiplantae, Streptophyta, Magnoliopsida, Brassicales, Brassicaceae. Bases 246 to 1085 code for a protein of 279 amino acids. The transcript is spliced from 2 exons. Gene Ontology annotation, cellular component: plasma membrane; plasmodesma.